AGUGCAAAAACUGUCUGCGAUACCGGCACAAAGGAGAAGCAAGACCGUCUGAGUGCAUGAGGUGUGCUGAGUCAAAGCUCCAGAGGCUGUCAGAGGGAAAAACAAACUGAGAGAAGAGAGAGAGAGAGAGAGAGAACUAGAUGUGACUCAGUAAGAGAAAGAGAGAGAGAGAGAGAAGGGGGUAGGGGACAGGAAACAGACCCUGAGGACAAAUAGUGAAACACACUCACAUUGUGACACACUUGAGCAGCAGUUCAACCUACGCUUCAGUUGUGCUCUCAGGCAGGAGCCUGGUGGUUUGUGGUCAGGACCUUUUUUGCGAGAUGGAAAGCUAAUGACAAGUUUUCUGCCUUGGAGCCGAAAAAGAACAAAAACAAAGGACUGAAUUUUGACAAAGACACUGGAUUUUUCCCACCAAGGCAUCUUUUAAAAAACGGACAUGCCAUCAUCCCUUUUGUGGACUCUGGUGCUGGUGGUGGCUGAGGACUUUUUGAGUGAAAAGAAGUCACGUUUGUGUGACUAAUUUAUCUGAGUAAGUAAAUCUCAGCCUGUAACUUGUGUGGGUUCAGCCUCGUUGAGAGACAGGGCAGGGGGAGGGAAGGACACUCCAGCCUGAAUCUCUGUCCUCUGGGAGGAGGUAACCCCCAAAAUAACUACAUCAAGACAGGGAAGGGAACCAUGUUGACCAUGUGCAGCGAUCCUCUCUAACAUGGACAGUUGUGUUGGAAGAAACCUUUGUUCCAAUGGCCUUAAUUAUCAGAGGAUUAUCUUUCAAUGCGCUGUGGACUGUUCUGUGCUUUACUCUCCAUUCAUGGUGAAUUCAUUGUUUGAGGCAGUCCUUUCAUGAUAUAGCUAUUGUGCAUAACAGACACCCCACAUCCUUCCACUCUUUGUCUCCCAGAAUGUACAACAGAGACAAUUUAACCCUGCCAGGGGCUGAAAAUAUCUCAGCAAAUAUCUCAUCCUGCAUCAAGAACGACGGCUUCAAAUACCCAUUGUACAGUACUAUCUUCAGCAUCGUGUUUGUGGUUGGACUGAUCACAAAUGUGGUGGCCAUUUACAUAUUCAUGUGCUCUCUUAAGCUGAGGAACGAAACCACGACCUACAUGAUGAAUUUGGUAGUGUCUGACCUGCUGUUUGUCUUCACACUGCCUCUGCGUGUCUUCUACUUCAUCAACCAGAACUGGCCUUUUGGGAGCAUGCUCUGCAAGGUCUCCGUCUCUCUGUUCUACACCAACAUGUACGGCAGCAUGCUCUUUCUCACCUGCAUCAGCGUGGAUCGCUUUUUAGCCAUUGUGCACCCGUUUCGCUCGAGGGCGCUUCGGACCAAGCGCAAUGCGAGGAUAGUGUGUAUUGCUGUAUGGGUGCUGGUGCUGUCAGGAAGUCUCCCCACAGGGUUCAUGUUGGAGACCACCUCCCCGGAGAAACGACAGACUAACGCCACCUUUUGCUUUGAGAACUUCUCCUCCAAGCAGUGGAAGUCUCACCUGUCUAAGGUGGUGAUAUUCAUAGAGACAGUGGGCUUCAUCAUCCCCCUUCUACUCAACGUAUGUUGCUCCAUCAUGGUGUUGCAGACCCUGCGUCGCCCCCAAACCAUCAGCCGUGGUGGGGGAAAGCUGAACAAAACAAAGAUCCUACGCAUGAUAAUUGUGCACCUCUUAAUUUUUUGUUUUUGUUUCAUCCCUUACAAUGUAAAUUUGGUUUUCUAUGCUCUGGUCCGCACUAAAACUUUAAAGGGCUGCUUUGUGGAAUCGGUGGUCCGAACCAUCUACCCAAUAGCCCUCUGCAUCGCUGUGUCCAACUGCUGCUUUGAUCCCAUUGUUUACUACUUCACCUCCGAGACUAUCCAGAACUCAAUCAAGAGGAAGUCUCAGGUCAGCCGUUCGUAUGACGCCAAGUUCUCCGAGGCCCUGCAGUCAGAAACCAGCUCCAACCUGCAGUGCAGCCUGAAGAAUAUCAAAGCGAAAGUCUUUCACAAUGAGUCUUCUGUGUGACAGUGGUUCUGCCACACUCGACAUGGGAGAGUUGUUGGAAGAAAAACACACCUAUUUGGGACAAUGGGAAUGGAUUUGUUGGAGCGCUUCAUGAAGCACCUGCCAGAAGUUUUGAUCUGAUCUCAGUGUUCAUCUCAGGGCAAAUGUUUGGACCUGUCACUGACAGUCUCAGCUCUGCAGUAUUACUGCUACAUGACCCUUUGUUCGCAUCUGUGGAUUUAUUAAUUACUACUUACCAAUUUCCGUUCCCCGUGGAAUAUACUGUAAUUGUGUUAAGCACAAUUAGUCAACUGAAAACAGCAGGACAGUUAUGAUAAUGAUAUAUGCUACAUGUUCUUGUGUAUCUGUACAUUUCUGUGGUAAGUUGUGAUGCUAACUUAAGAGUAGUAUCUAUUACAUUAACAUAAAGUUAUAUCAUGCUAUAGCUUGUACAGAGCUUUGUUGUUGUUGUUGUUGUUUUUAUGUGAAUUGCAAACAGAAGUGCCUUUUUUUUCCGGUAGCAUUUUCAGUAUUAAUGUCUUCUAUAGACCAUUAAAUGCACUGACACAGAUUUCCUCAUACUGCACUCAUGCCACAGUGAUGAAUAAAAGUCAUGUACUGUUUAAAACAAAA
Molecule: messenger RNA, 2606 nt
Organism: Larimichthys crocea (large yellow croaker)
Lineage: Eukaryota; Metazoa; Chordata; Actinopteri; Sciaenidae
Gene: lpar6a
Product: lysophosphatidic acid receptor 6a
Exons: 1
Coding region: 903-1994 (363 amino acids)
Biological process (GO): positive regulation of Rho protein signal transduction; phospholipase C-activating G protein-coupled receptor signaling pathway
Cellular component (GO): plasma membrane
Molecular function (GO): lysophosphatidic acid receptor activity
Source: RefSeq, a predicted model, not a curated record